Molecule: messenger RNA, 969 nt
Organism: Dissoconium aciculare CBS 342.82
Lineage: Eukaryota; Fungi; Ascomycota; Dothideomycetes; Mycosphaerellales; Dissoconiaceae
Product: monomeric glyoxalase I
Exons: 7
Coding region: 1-969 (322 amino acids)
Molecular function (GO): lactoylglutathione lyase activity; metal ion binding
Source: RefSeq, a predicted model, not a curated record
AUGACGGACCCAAGCAAGUACAAAUUCAACCACUCUAUGCUGAGAGUCAAGGAUCCCAAGGCCAGCAUCAAAUUCUACGAGCAUCUUGGCAUGAGCGUCGUGAACAAAUUCGAGUUUCCCGACAACAAGUUCGAUUUGUACUUUUUGGCCUAUGACUCUCCCAAGGCUGUCUCUCACAACAACCACUGGACGGAUCGCGAGGGCAUAAUCGAGCUGACCCAUAACUACGGCACUGAGAGCGAUCCCAACUACAAGGCUUGCAAUGGCAACAAGGACCACGGAAAAGGCUUCGGGCAUGUCUGCAUCAGUGUUGACAACAUUCAAGCGGCCUGCAAGCGUAUCGGAGAUGCUGGCUACAAAUUCCAAAAGCGUCUAGAAGAUGGUCGCAUGCACAACAUUGCAUUUGCGCUCGAUCCAGAUGAAUAUUGGGUAGAAAUCAUCGCCUUCAACCCGGUCGAGAAGACCGAGAGCAUCACCGAGACCGACCCAGGCUCAUACCGCAUGAACCACACCAUGAUCCGUGUCAAGGACAAAGACGCCAGCAUCAAGUUCUACGAGGAAGUCAUGGGCAUGACGCUGAAGCGCACUUCGGAGAACAAAGACGCCGAAUUCAACCUCUACUUUCUCGGCUAUGGACCCAAGCCAGACGAAGGGUCCUCGGCCAACGGAGUAAACCCGAACGCCGACAAGGAGGGCCUCUUGGAGCUCACAUGGAAUUAUGGAACCGAGAAGCAAGAGGGUAAGGUCUACCACGAUGGAAACAGUGAUCCGCAGGGAUUCGGGCAUAUCUGUGUCUCGGUGGACGAUCUCGAAGCCGCGUGUCAAAGGUUCGAGGAGAAGGGCGUGAGCUGGAAGAAGCGUCUCACUGAUGGUCGGAUGAAAAAUGUGGCCUUUGUGCUAGAUCCCGAUGGAUACUGGAUCGAAGUGAUCCAAAACGACAAAUACAAGUCGGCGCCUGGAAAAUAUUGA